CAUUUGUUUUUUUCCAACAGAGAGAAGUAAGUUGCACGAAACAGCUACUACUUUCGAACCUUUCCUUCGAAACAACAUUUAAAUCAUUCUACCGACAAUAGUCGAAAGUCCUAUGAAGCUGAUGUUCGUCUCCAGUUAGCUCAGCUUUCGUUCUCAAGCUCAGGUCAUACCCUCAUCUCUCUGAACCUCCUCCUCGAUUGCAAACAGGCAUUUCAUUCACCUCCAGGUGCGCUCUUGGUUAUCCGUUGAACCCAAUUGCUGGCUGGUGCUGUAAGAUUCGAACAUACUCGCUUUCUACGUUCUUAUUUUGAGUAAAGUUCGUUUCUCGAUCACGACUAUCCGAAUCUUGUUAUGUUCUAUGUAUAAUUGCUUGUUUGUACAGCGAAUAUGAGCACAGUUAUCACUGAAAUAUACUGGAAUUUGUCUGCCCAAUUGAAGCCCGCCUUUAAGAAAUUCAUCAAAUUUGUCAAGAUCUUAUAUGGAAAUUACAGCAAAAGCUCCUUCUUUCAAUCUUUCACUGCACUGUUCAUGGUUGCCUCGUUGCUCUGCUUUCUUAUAGUCAUGGCAUCCACUUAUUUUUACUUAUCUCCAUCUGUUGAAAGAAUAGUUAAGCCUAAUCGCAAUAGGGGUAGUUUUUCUGGUAAGUCUGCUGAAUUGGGCAAAGGAUGCAAUCCUUUUGAUGGUAGAUGGGUGAUUGAUGAAACCUACCCUUUAUAUAAUGCUUCCCAAUGCCCCUUUUCGGAGCGUGGUUUCGAUUGCUUGGCUAAUGGUAGGAAGGACAAGGAGUAUCUUAAGUGGAGGUGGAAGCCUAAGGGCUGCGAAAUCCCUCGAUUCGAUGUCCAUGCCUUGUUGAAGUUCCUUCGAGGGAAGAGGGUAGUCUUUGUGGGUGAUUCAUUGAGCAGAACUCAGUGGGAGUCGAUGAUAUGUAUGUUGAUGAGUGGUGUUGAGGAUAAGAACAGUGUGUAUGAGGCCAGUGGGAGUGAAAUCACGAAGCAGAGUAAGCAUUUGGUUGUUUGGUUUAGGUCCCAUAGCUUUACUAUUGAAUUCUAUCGCUCGAUUUUCUUGGUUGAGCCUGGUCCUGCGCCGAAGCGUUCGCCUAAGAGAGUCAAAACUGUGGUGAAACUGGAUCAGAUGGAUGAGAUUAGUAGAGAAUGGAUCGAUUCUGAUAUUUUGAUUUUUAACUCUGGACACUGGUGGACGAGGACUAAGCUGUUUGACCUGGGCUGGUACUUUCAGGUAGGUGGAAAGGUGAAGAUCGGGAUGUCGAUAAAUAACGGAUUCAAGAUUGCGUUAGCUACCUGGCGAUCUUGGCUAGAGAACUCCGUAAAUCCCCACAGGACUCGAGUUUUCUUUCGAACCUUCGAAUCCUCGCAUUGGAGCUCCGGAUCCCGUCAGAACUGCAAAGUAACAAAGCUGCCAUUGUCCAAACUUAAAGGGAAACAGAAGAACUCAAAAUCUGAAGCCAUAAUCCGAGCUGUGGAGAAAGCAUCCAUUCCAGUACAGCUGCUGCAUGUCACCCCGAUGAGCGCAUACCGUAGCGACGCACACGUCGGUACUUGGAGCGACAAUCCGUCGGUUCCCGAUUGCAGCCAUUGGUGCUUGCCUGGUGUGCCGGAUAUGUGGAACGAGCUCCUCUUCUCAUUUCUACUUUCUAAGUGAAGAAAAUUGUUCCUUCAUUUUUUUGCCUGUGAAGUUGCUGCCUGUAGCCAUUUUAUGAACAUUGCUGUUAUUUAAUGGAUAGGAUCAUAAACGUGCGAAGUUUUCUGA
This is a messenger RNA of Andrographis paniculata, 1767 nucleotides long. Its product is annotated as protein trichome berefringence-like 7. The coding region runs from base 388 to 1659 and encodes 423 amino acids. Lineage: Eukaryota; Viridiplantae; Streptophyta; Magnoliopsida; Lamiales; Acanthaceae. Gene Ontology annotation, molecular function: O-acetyltransferase activity. The record is from RefSeq and is a predicted model, not a curated record. The transcript has 3 exons. Gene Ontology annotation, cellular component: Golgi apparatus.